GCUUUUAUUUAGUCCAAUAAUUAAAAGUAGUCUGCAAGAGAAGUUUGGAUAAAUACAAUUAGUGACCUUAAUUAAUUAGCUAAGGUCAAGUGGUUCCAGAGCCUCCUCUGUGUCAGAGGAGGUUGGAGGAAGUUGAGAACACGUGCAAAAAUAUCACUAAAGCUAUAAAUGUGCUGAGUCGGCGCUAUUUUUGUGUCUAGUCAGCAGUUUCACAGAAGCUUCUGGUCAUCAAGGAAAUGAGCAGUCUGACUUCUUCCUCACUCCAAGCUGUACAACAUUGAUUACUGCACCUGCUUAUGAUUUCUCCUAGCCAAAGUACUACAUCUACGGAGAUAAAGCUUCUCUUCCUGGAAUGAACAGGAGUCUGGCAUGUACGUGAUCUUCUGGAUCUUUUACUGCUCAUCUCUAGCUCUUGAUAUCUUGUGUACAACUAAACUGCUGACUAGACACAAAAAAUAGCGCUGACUCAGCACAUUUAUUGAUAUUUUGCACGUGAUCUCAACUUCCUCCCAACUCCUCUGCCUCUGCGUUCACAGAGGAGGGAGGACACGAUUAACCUUAGCUCUAAUUAGCUAAUUAUUGCGACCUUUUAAUUACAUUCUUUGAAGAGCUAGAGCAAAGUAAGCCUUUUCUCCUACUGGAGGUACCCCUAUGGCCAAGUUAUCAGGACCUGAAGGUAAUAGGACCCCUAUAAGAAGCACCUCAAGUACUCCUAUCUCUAAGAUCCCUGUGAGAAGCAUCCCAGGCACUCUGAUCUUGUCUCUGUGAGAAGCACUCUUGAUCCUGGAGACAGGAUCCCUAUGAGGAGCACCCCAGGCACUCCUGUCUCCAAGAUCCCUGUGAGAAGCACCCCAGGCACUCCUGUCUCUAUGAUAAAGCUGCAACAUGGUUCAGAGUGUCUCCAACAUGAAGAACAUCAAUGACACUACUAACCGUUAGAGAGAGGACGUUGUUACCUAUUGCAUUCUAAUCACGUGCACUGUAAACCGCGUGGACGUGCGCCGAUCAUCAAAUACUCUGUGACGUGCCGACUCUCGAUCGGCUUAUCUUCUGGUGCUGUGCUCAACGUCGACAGUGUGUUCGCUGUGUCCAAUGUGUUUGCUGUGUUGACUGUGUCCACUGUGUCUGCUGUGUUGAUUGUGUCUGCUGUGUUCACUGUGUCCACUGUGUCUGCUGUGUUGACUGUCAACACUGUGUCUGCUGUGUUGACUGUGUCCACUGUGUCUGCUGUGUCCACUGUGUCUGCUGUGUUGACUGUGUCUGCUGUGUCCAGUGUGUCCACUGUGUCUGCUGUGUUGACUGUGUCCACUGUGUCUGCUGUGUUUUUGUGUCUGCUGUGUUGACUGUGCCUGCUGUGUCCUUGUGUCUGCUGUGUUCGCUGUGUUCAAUGUGUCUGCUGUGUUCACUGCAUGUGUCUGCUGUGUUUGCUGUGUUCAAUGUGUCUGCUGUGUUCACUGUGUCUGCUGUGUUUUUGUGUCUGCUGUGUUUUGGCUGUGUUCAAUGUGUGUGCUGUGUUUGCUGUGUUCAGAAGAUAAGGUGAUGGAGAGUCGGCGCAGGCGCGUCACCGAGCAUUUGUGUGCGGCUAUGAUCGACACAUUCACGCGGUUUACAGUGCACGUGAUUAGAAUGCAAUAAUUAAAAUGGUAACAACGUCCUCUCUAGUUCGAUAUAUAUAUACCUCAGACCUCUCGCUCUUGUAUAUAUCUAUGCUUGUCUUUAGCUGGCUAGCUAGCUCUGUAACGUAGAUCUGUCACGGUACGUACGUUUAACUUCACCAGGAUCAAGCUUUACAAAUUACAGCGACAAGGAGUCUGAACAAUGGCGGUAAAUCCACAAGAUUUUAAGCAGUUUAUCUUGAGACAAAUUCACAUCACCAAGAAUGAGUUGGGACACGGUUCCUACGCUGUUGUCAUGGAGCUAGAGUAUCAAGGACUGAAAUGUGCCGGCAAGAAGCUUUACCGAGUUUUCUACGAGACUGGAAUCGGGCAUGCAGCACGAAGGUAUCUGGAGGAGUGUCACCUGCUCAGUCAAACUAGGCACCCCAACAUUGUCCAGUUUCUGGGAGUCUGUUUUGAGGAAGGCUCUCAAUUCCCCAUCCUAGUCAUGGAGUUCCUCCCCACCAACUUGACCAGCUGUCUCGAACGCUACGGUAUUCUCCCUGAUGAGAUCAACUUCUCCAUCCUCCAUGACGUCUCACUGGGUCUGGUCUCCCUCCAUGGCCAAACACCGGUCAUUGUGCACAGAGACCUCUCAGCCAACAACGUUCUUUUGUCCACCAACAUGACAGCCAAGAUAUCCGAUCUGGGGGUUGCUCGAACUUAA
Messenger RNA from Halichondria panicea, 2322 nucleotides. RefSeq lists its product as uncharacterized. The transcript is spliced from 2 exons. Gene Ontology annotation, biological process: protein phosphorylation. The record is from RefSeq and is a predicted model, not a curated record. Lineage: Eukaryota; Metazoa; Porifera; Demospongiae; Suberitida; Halichondriidae. Bases 1819 to 2322 code for a protein of 167 amino acids. Gene Ontology annotation, molecular function: protein serine/threonine kinase activity; ATP binding.